AUGGCACGGACAGACGAGGCAGAGGCCUUCGUUGUGGGCGUUUAUAUGGCUGUCCAGGAAAUCCCUCACGGUAAAGUCACUUCGUAUAGUCACAUUGCGUACUUGAUAGGGAAGCCCCAAUGCCCAAGGCAGGUCGGUCAAGCCCUCAAGCACCUCCCAAGCAACAGCAACAACGACGCUCAGGGUAAUACCGUCGUCUUCCACAACGGUAAUGUUCCGUGGCAGAGGGUCAUAUCGUCAAAUGGGAUAAUUCCGGUCAGGGAUGACCCUACCGCCGCAGCACGUCAUGCACAGGCACUGCGCAGCGAGGGAGUAACUGUGACGACACGGGCAGGGGGAGCGCUUCACGUGGACCUGGAUGGCUUUGGAUGGUUCCCUGGCAGCCUGCCCUCUGAGGGUGAGGGCUCAGUGUAUGGUGACGGCGAUGACUGA
Morchella importuna is the source of this 432-nucleotide messenger RNA. RefSeq lists its product as uncharacterized. The transcript is spliced from 5 exons. Gene Ontology annotation, molecular function: catalytic activity. Lineage: Eukaryota; Fungi; Ascomycota; Pezizomycetes; Pezizales; Morchellaceae. Bases 1 to 432 code for a protein of 143 amino acids. The record is from RefSeq and is a predicted model, not a curated record. Gene Ontology annotation, biological process: DNA repair.